GCGCUGGGCGCGGGCGCGCGAGGCCGGGUUCCCGUCGCGUGCGGCGGCGGCAUGGAGCGCGACUCCGGCCCCGAGGGCGUGCGCCGGGCGCUGGGCCGCCUGCUGGAGGCGGUGCUGGCGAGCCGCGGCCAGGCCAACGCGGUGUUCGACGUCCUGGCGGUGCUGCAGUCCGAGGACCACGAGGAGACCCAGGAGGCGGUGCGCGCGUGCAGCCGUCUUUUCGGGGCCCUGCUGGAGCGGGGAGAGCUGUUCGUGGGCCCGCUGCCCUUCGAGGACGCGGUCAUGGCGGGCUCUCAGGGAGCUACACGCAAGUACAAGGUGUGGAUGCGGCAUCGCUACCGCAGCUGCCUCAACCGCCUCCAGGAGCUCCUGGUUCACCCGUCCUUCGAGGUCAAGGAGCUGGCUCUCAGCACACUCAUGAAGUUUGUGCAGCUGGAAGGAGCUCACCCCCUGGAGAAACCGAAGUGGGACGGCUACUACCUGUUCCCUCGCCAGCUCUUCAAGGCGGUGGUGGAAGGUCUGCUCUCUCCGGAGGACGACUGCUCGCUGCUCCUGGCCCGGUUCCGGGAGUACCUGGAGCACGACGACAUCCGCUACCACACGAUGCAGGCGGCCACGGACACUGUGGGCCGCGUCACCGACAGGCACCCGGAGGUGCCGCUCACAUUCUGGAACAACGCUUUCACGCUGUUGUCGUCUGUGAGUCUCCCCAGCCAGGAGCGUGGGAUCUCCAGCUUCUACGUGAAGCACGGGGAGCUGCCGCGCACGUGGAAGGUCGUUCAUCUGAAGGAGCACAGGAAGGCUUUCCAGGGGAUGUGGCUCGGCUUUCUCAAGCAUAAGCUGCCCCUCAGUCUCUACAGGAAGGUGCUGGUAAUCAUGCACGACUCCAUCCUGCCACACCUGGCCCAGCCCAGCCUCAUGAUCGACUUCCUUACCCGUGCCUACGACGUGGGGGGAGCCAUUAGUCUCUUGGCCUUGAAUGGACUUUUUAUCCUGAUUCACCAGCACAACCUCGAGUACCCCGAUUUCUACCGGAAGCUCUACGGUCUCCUGGACCCGUCCGUCUUUCACGUGAAGUACCGGGCCCGGUUUUUCCACUUGGCCGAUCUCUUCCUUUCGUCCUCCCAUCUGCCCGCCUAUCUGGUGGCUGCCUUCGCCAAGCGCUUGUCCCGCCUGGCCCUAACGGCGCCCCCCGAGGCCCUGCUCAUGGUCCUGCCCUUCAUCUGCAACCUGCUGCGCCGGCACCCCGCCUGCCGCGUCCUCGUGCACCGCCCCCUGGGCCACGAGCUGGAUGCCGACCCCUAUGACCCCGAAGAGGAGGACCCCGCCAAGAGCCGAGCUCUGGAGAGUUCGCUGUGGGAGCUGCAGGCUCUCCAGCAGCAUUACCACCCUGAGGUGUCCCAGGCUGCCAGCGUCAUCAACCAGGCGCUGUCUGUGCCCGAGGUCAGCAUUGCCCCACUGCUGGAGCUCACAGCAUUCGAGGUGUUCGAGCGGGACCUGAAGAAGAAGGGCCAGGGGUCCGUACCGCUGGAGUUCAUCCCCGCUCGGGGUCUGCUGGGCCGGCAAGACGACUUCUGCGCGCAGCACUUCACACUCAGCUGACCCCGUGACUUCCCCGCCCCCCGCCCCAUCAGUGGUUUCGUGGGAGAGCCAACAGGGUGGACUGUGGGCAGUGAGGGGUCUGGGGAGGCGCUGAACCUGUCUCCCGGCUCCUGUGGCGGCCGUGUCCACGGGCUGACGUCCACAGUGCCGGCCCGCUGUGUGCACCGGCAGCCCCUGCUCCCUGCUGCCGCUGGAAGGUGCUGUCCAGGGGCCUCUCCGUUCACCGAAGCCUUGUGGGGGGUAGGCUGGGUGCUGGGGGGGGACGGGCCUACAGAAGUGGCUUCUGCCAGCCCUGCCAGCUUUCCUGGGCACCCCAGACUCCCCGGGGCCCCUUGUAUCCUGGAAGGGUCUGGGUCAAGCCCUCUGCCUUUCCGCUGGAGUUGGACUUUGUGACCCAGGAGCGACAGUGAGGGAUCUCUGUCCUGCUUAGUCUUGGGGCGCACAGGGAGCGCUCAAGCCCGUUCCUGGCCAGGUCCUGAGGAGGACCCCUUUGUCCCCUGAUCCCCGGGUCCCAGGGUGUGUGUCCCCCAUCAGAGAGAGUUACAGCUGAAGGCCGCUUACUGUUCCAUUCUGUCCCCCAGCGGAGUGGGUGCCGGCGGCCAUGAGCCAGCCAAUUAUUUUGGUCCGGUGUGUUCCUUCGAGGCCCCGUUUUUGUCAGGCGAGCCUGUUUGAAUGCAGGUUCCUCUGGAAAACCCGCUUGUCUGGGGGCGGAGGAAUUCCGUGUGUGACGGCAGUUUCCGUGGCCUGUGGGGCCUGGCGGAGGCACAGGUGGGGGUGGGAGACCCUGCUUGCCUGCAGCCUCCUGUCUGAGUUCCCGGCACAGCCCCUCCCCACAGGAGCGCCCUGGGGCCACAGUGGGCUGUUGUUUGGCCUGGUUGGCCUCUAGGGAGCUGCUCUGGUGGCCGAGGACCUGGUGUGCCUGGUGUGGGCUUUGACGGGGUGGCGAAGGAGCGCUUCACCUCUGUAUAGGGUUGUGCGAGUCCGGGACGCUAGCACCCGUCCCCAGCUGUACUGCGGGGCUCCGUCCUAGGCCGGUUCCUGCCGCAGGGCCUUUGCUCUGCUGUUUCCACAGCUGUCCCUUGCGCCGCCCUGCUCUUCAGACCUCGGGCUGGGGGGGCCUUGGGGAGGGUCCACUUUGUGUGAUGGCUUUGUGCGUCCCAUGUGGCACCCACCGCAUCGCCAUGGCCCUGCUCUCCUGCAGGAGUCCGCGGAUUGUCCCUGCCAGCUUGUCACUGACCUGCCCCUUGCCUCAGCCCCGGGGCCCAGGACUUGCCUGGCACAGAGGAGGGGCUCAUGCGCAUUGUGGGGGACUGUCCUGAGGCUCCUGGCUACCAGAUGUCCUGCCUGAGCUUCCGUGUGCGGACACCAGGGGGCCGUGUGGGUGGGCUGAGGGCUCACUGAUUAAGAAACGCCAUUGACUUUUAAAUUAUAAAAGGCUUAAGCAAG
Molecule: messenger RNA, 3048 nt
Organism: Mustela lutreola (European mink)
Lineage: Eukaryota; Metazoa; Chordata; Mammalia; Carnivora; Mustelidae
Gene: NOC4L
Product: nucleolar complex associated 4 homolog
Exons: 15
Coding region: 52-1602 (516 amino acids)
Biological process (GO): ribosome biogenesis
Cellular component (GO): small-subunit processome; Noc4p-Nop14p complex; nucleolus
Source: RefSeq, a predicted model, not a curated record